Daphnia magna is the source of this 1514-nucleotide messenger RNA. RefSeq lists its product as uncharacterized. The record is from RefSeq and is a predicted model, not a curated record. The transcript is spliced from 5 exons. Gene Ontology annotation, biological process: calcium-ion regulated exocytosis; cellular response to calcium ion; regulation of dopamine secretion. Lineage: Eukaryota; Metazoa; Arthropoda; Branchiopoda; Diplostraca; Daphniidae. The coding region runs from base 4 to 1488 and encodes 494 amino acids. Gene Ontology annotation, molecular function: SNARE binding; clathrin binding; phosphatidylserine binding.
AUCAUGUUGUGGUCCGUGUUGAGUUUGGAAACGAAAAUGAUUGCCAUGUUUGGAUGCGCAAUCGUAAUCGCUUUCAGCAUUCUGAUUGUCAUUUGUUUUCUCAUCCCGGAUACCUGGUGGAUAUGGCCGUGGACAGGUGAAUCCGUGGCUGGCGAAACGGAAGGUACUGGCCCCAACGUUAAACUCAAAGAUUUCCAUCACUGGCCGACGGAAGAAUCGACUGCAACGAUCGUCGAUUCGAACAGAAAACCUCGUUUGUCUCGCAACGAGUUGUGUUACGAUUCUUCCGGAUUUUCCCUGGAUAGCGGAAGACCUGGCUCGUACCGCGGAUCUAGCAGCAACGCAUCCAGCAUCGUCAGCGAAGCCGGAAUCAGUCCGUGCAGCAGUAGGAGUGGAUCGACAACGACGCUGCAGACGCCGAUAGACGAGCCGAAUCGAGCGCAAGUGCAUCUCACGUUGCAAUCGAGCGUCGUCACACAAUCGGACGACAACGACGUCAAACAUUCAGCUCUUGAUCAGCUACUGAUUAUCACAAUCGAGAAUGCAACUGACCUUCCGCCGAGGAGUUACGUUGAUACGGUCGAUCCAUCCGUCAGUGUCCGUUUGGAGAAGAGGAACAAUCACCGGCUGGGCAGUCUGAUGGGCGCGUUGAUUGGCAGCGGAGGAGUGGUCAACGGACGAAGAAAUAGCCACCACGUCGUGACGGAAGACUCCACCUGUCCGGUGGUCUACCACAGCCGACAUCCGCGCUUCCAGCAUCCAGUGACGAUCGCCGUGCCCAAAUGCACGCAGCUAAAGGAUUGCCAAUUGGUUGUGAAAGUGGAAGACAAGGAUAAAUUGGUGGGCGUGACUGAACUGGGCCAGUGCACGGUGGACUUACGCGAGCUGGAUUUUUUAGCCGGAUGGCUGGAUGGAGGAAGCCCUGAACGACAAGAAUCGAUCGUGCGUCUCAGUCGAUUUCUGGACAUUUCCAAACCGGUAGAAAAAGGCGCCAUCCUUUUGGGAUUGUCUUUCCUUCCCACCUCCCAGCGCAUCACCGUUCAAAUGACGCAAUGCAACCGGCUCUUAAAAACAGCUGAUUCGUCUUUAACUCAAGCUGUGAUCCGCCUAUUUUUGCUCAACGAGUCGGGCAGGGUGUUGAAAAAGCGGAAAACGGCCCCGUUCAAUUAUCCGAACGGAGGCGGUGGACGGAUCGAAUUGAAUGAACUUUUUCACCUUGACGUUGAAAUUGAGCGUUGGGAUCGUUGCGUCAUUUUGCUCGUCUUAUCGCGUAUGCUUUCAAACGAGCUGGCCGCGUCACAGGCCAGCAGUCAAGAGUCCAGCAGCCUAGACGGAAAGCCUCAGCCGAUACGGAGCCCUCCGGUCUACCAGCACUCGGGUCACGUGGCACUCGGCAAACGGGUAACGGGACACGCCGAACGAAUUCAUUGGAACAGCGCGUUCCAGAGUCCUAGACGAGUAAUCAGCCAGUGGCAUUGCCUACAUUAGGGAUCGAAAAUUUUGAAAAAUUAGAA